Rubroshorea leprosula is the source of this 1812-nucleotide messenger RNA. Lineage: Eukaryota; Viridiplantae; Streptophyta; Magnoliopsida; Malvales; Dipterocarpaceae. The record is from the annotation of a GenBank genome assembly.
UCCAAGCAUGGCAUGAGGCAUGAGAAGACAGUUCCUGGCACACCACAACACAACGGUGUUGCAGAACGGAUGAACCGUACCAUUGUGGAGAAAGUUCGAUGCAUGCUAAGAAUGGCAACUCUACCUAAGCCAUUCUGGGCUGAAGCAGUCAACACAGUAGUUUAUUUGAUCAACCAGUCACCUUCAGUUCCUUUGAAUUUUGAAAUCCCGGAGAAAGCUUGGACGGGAAAGGACGUUGGAUACUCUCACUUGAGAGUGUUCGAGUGCAAAGCAUUUAUGCACGUGCCAAAGGAACAGAGAUCAAAGCUGGAUGAUAAAGCCAUUCCAUGCAUUUUUGUUGGAUAUGGUGAUGAGGAAAAGGUGCAAGCACCAGAAGAUGAGACAGAGGAGCCAACAAUUGAAGAAGAUGAAGCAAGUGUAGAUGGGGGAAAUGAUGAGCAGGGGGAGCAACCCCUGCCACAGGAGGAAGAACCUCAGUUGAGAAGGUCCACCAGAGAGCACAAACCAUCUGCAAGAUACCCCAGUUCUGAUUACAUCUUGAUCACUGAAGAUGGGGAGCCGAAGAACUUCCAGGAGGUGCAGUCUCACCAAGACAAAGACUACUGGAUGAAAGCCAUGCGAGAAGAAAUGAACUCCCUGUACAAGAACAAUACUUAUGAGCUUGUGGAACUUCCCAAAGGAAGAAAAACCCUGAAAAACAAGUGGGUAUUCAAGCUCAAGAAAGAUGGUGACAAGAUAGUCAGAUAUAAGGCUCGAUUGGUGGUAAAGGGCUUCAGUCAGAAAAAGGGGAUUGAUUUUGAUGAAAUAUUUUCCCCAGUGGUAAAGAUGAGCUCGAUUCUCGUUGUGCUUGGUCUAGCAGCAAGCAUGAAUCUUGAGCUUGAGCAGUUAGAUGUGAAAACUGCAUUUCUUCAUGGUGACUUGCAUGAGGAAAUUUAUAUGGAUCAGCCAGAAGGUUUUGAAGAACAAGGGAAGGAGCAUAUAGUUUGCAAAUUGAAGAAGAGCUUGUAUGGACUAAAGCAAGCUCCAAGACAAUGGUAUAAGAAGUUUGACUCUUUUAUGAUGAGUCAUGGUUACCAAAGAACAAAUGCAGAUCCAUGUGUCUACAUCAGAUUAUUCCCUGAUGGCAACUUCAUUAUUCUUUUGUUAUAUGUUGAUGAUAUGCUGAUCUUGGGACAAGAUGUUGAGAAAAUUUGCAGGUUAAAAGAGGAGUUAUCAAAGUCCUUUGACAUGAAGGACUUGGGACCAGCAAAGCAAAUUCUGGGUAUGGCUAUUACCCGUGAUAGAAAGGCUGGAAAGUUGUGGUUAUCACAGGAGAAGUAUGUUGAACGGAUGCUUGAAAGGUUCAACAUGAAACAUGCUAAGCCAGUUAGCACUCCUCUUGCAAAUCACUUUAAGUUGAGUAAACGAUCUUGUCCAACUACCAAAGAAGAAAAGGAGAAAAUGUCAUCUAUUCCUUAUUCUUCUGCAGUCGGUUCAUUGAUGUAUGCAAUGGUAUGUACACGGCCAGACAUUGCUCAUGCUGUUGGUGUUGUGAGUAGAUUCUUGUCUGAUCCAGGCAAGAUUCAUUGGGAAGCUGUUAAGUGGAUCUUCAAAUAUCUGAGAGGUACGACCAAGUUGUGUUUGACUUUUGGGUAGACUGAACCAAUUUUGAAGGGAUACACAGAUGCAGACAUGGCAGGUGACCUUGAUAAUAGAAAAUCUAUUUCAGGGUAUUUAUUCACUUUUGCAGGGGGAGCUGUAUCAUGGCAAUCAAAAUUGCAGAAGUGUGUUGCCUUGUCAACAACCGAAGCUGAAUACAUUGCAGCUACAGAA